AUGUCUGAACAAUCAUCGCAAGGAGGGAAUCUUGAAGAUACCUCUAAAUUGCCCCAAUCUACACCAUCUUUAGUUGGAAAAUUGCUGAUUGAACGUCUAGAUUCAUCUUCUAUUUCUUCUAAUUCGACAGUUUUUUUGAGUCAUUGCGAGGAUAUUGAGUAUAUUGUGGAUUCUACUUGUACAAAAAUUAUGAUCGGUAAGUAUGAUUUAAAUAGUUACAACUAUAUUGCAUAUACCAAACCGACACAACUAAAUAAGUAUAUAUUAAAAAAAAAGCUUAAUACGCAAGUUCAAACAAUUCAAGUGGAUCAAUGUCAGAAUGUUAAUCUUCAGUAUGAAAAUCUAAGCAACUUUCAUUCAGUUGUUUGGACUGAUAGUGAUCAAAUUUGUUUGAAAGUAUUUGAAGGUGGCGAAGAAGAAUCUGUUGCUCAAGAUGCUCCAAGCGAUAAAGAAUCAAUAAAACUUAAUCCAUAUCAAUAUAUUGUUAGGUUAAUUGAUGAUAAAUUGGUUACUGAAAAGCUCAUUCGCGCUGAAAAAGGAUUUCCAAUUACUCAAAGAGAAUUAGAUGAAUGGAAAGUUAAAAAUAAUAUUACUUCAUAA
Molecule: messenger RNA, 600 nt
Organism: Racocetra fulgida
Lineage: Eukaryota; Fungi; Glomeromycota; Glomeromycetes; Diversisporales; Gigasporaceae
Source: the annotation of a GenBank genome assembly